Messenger RNA from Laetiporus sulphureus 93-53, 2440 nucleotides. RefSeq lists its product as uncharacterized. NCBI's taxonomy places the organism in Eukaryota, Fungi, Basidiomycota, Agaricomycetes, Polyporales, Laetiporaceae. The transcript has 12 exons. The record is from RefSeq and is a predicted model, not a curated record. Gene Ontology annotation, cellular component: actin cortical patch. The coding region runs from base 380 to 2440 and encodes 686 amino acids. Gene Ontology annotation, biological process: actin cortical patch localization; endocytosis; actin cortical patch assembly. Gene Ontology annotation, molecular function: Arp2/3 complex binding.
UGUGGGGGGAGCAUCAGCUUUCCUUUCGACAAGUGACAGCUCCAACGACCGAGUCCGCUCCUUUUGCGUUUAAACCCGCUCGAUACCCAUCGGUCGUCUUGCAGCUUCUCAAUCUUGCAGUACUUUGGAGUGCACGCACUGGGUCAAUCUCAAAGUUGCUACGCUAGGCUACAGUCCUCGUUCUCGACCCUUUCACGUCACGCACGACCCGCAAACCAUUUCAAACGUUCAGAGGCUAGCUCAAGGCUGUGUUCACCAGUUUUCCACGGGAGAUCAGUGAGCGGACGACCUGAGAAUCCUCUCCGUUGAGGUGUUGCUUCGAGACAAAACGCUUACUUGGACAUCAUCCCGCCCCUGGCACUCCCAUUGCCUUAUCACCAUGCCGGUACCACCCAUGGACGUGUUCGGGAUAGUCUACCUCAUAGAGAAUGCACAGCAGUUCUGGUCAGAGUUGGAAGACAUCCUGCACAUCGCGGAUGGUCUCACGCUUGACCGGCUGGACUCGACGUUGAGACGCUUCAUCUCCUUUUGUGCAGCAUACCAUGAACAGUACCUGCAGAGCCCAUGGCAGAUGGAGCAUGCAUUUGACUUCUUGGUCGCCUCGGAGCUCUUCACCUUUCACUCGGAGCGUAUGUCUGAGAUACUCUUAGAGGACUCGCAGCAGGCCACCGACCCACAUCAGCAGUUCAUCAUAUACAGUGUUCUCCUCGCAUAUGGCAGACGAAAUCCGAACUUUCUGCGUGCGCAGAAACGGUGGCAACCCCUAAUACCACUCCUUAUGGACAACGUCCUGAUGGACAUUGAUCCCGAUGUCGAGGAUACGUUCUCAGGAUCCACAUCUGGCACGAGCUCGGGUGUCCCUCGGGCGAUUUCAGUGCCUAUUGAAGCGAAGCUUCGUUCUUUGUCCGUCCGGCUGCUCUAUGAAGUGUGUAGGGUUCAGAAGAUGUCAUUGCAGGAUCUAGGGAUCUUCUCGGACACCUUCAUUGACUACCUUUUUGAGCUGGUCGAACAGACACGGCAUAUGCAGGAUGAUACUUUCAACUACUCUGUGAUCAAGUUACUGGUUGCUCUGAAUGAACAAUUCAUGGUUGCUUCACUUCACUCUGGCUCCGACGAUGGCAGAUCCUCGCACUCGGAUCGCCAUAAAUCAGAGAAGCCAGAGCAUCAGAACCGCGUGCUUCGAGUGCUAAUGGCACGUUCCGGCUCCAGCAUGACAUUCGGAGAGAACAUGAUUUUCAUGCUGAACCGUGCAGAUCGGACGCCGGAGGAUUUGUGCAUGCAGCUUCUCGUCCUCAAGCUGCUGUUUCUUUUAUUCACCACGAAGGGCAUGUCAGAGUAUUUUUACACCAAUGAUCUAUGUGUCCUGGUAGACGUAUUUCUCCGCGAAAUCGGAGACAUCGACGAGGACAACGAGUCGCUCCGCCAUACGUAUCUGCGCGUACUGCACCCUCUUCUCACCAAGACACAGCUCCGAUCCAUGCCGUACAAACGCGCACAGAUUGUACGCACCCUCGAGUCGCUCAUUGAGCAUGAGUCGAUUCGGGACGUCGACCCGACGACCAAGCGGCUCGUUAACCGCUGUCUCUCAGGCGACUGCACGUUCAACGUCGAGCGCAAACCCUCGCUCCGUGGGAAGAACGCCAUGGCGAGCCGGAGUGCAGAGAAUCUCCUACACCCAAACCAAUCGAGAAUGAGGUCGGGAUCUGGGGUGCACAAAGAGAAGGGCCAUUCGAGCCGUGCAGGACAUCCGGAGCCGCAGCGUCAGUCGAGUGUGGAUAGCAGUGCGAGCUUGCCGAGGGUCGCCGUUGCGGCGAUGGGCACCACUUCCUCCGCACCGCGGCGGCGGGAGCGUACGGGUUCGAUGUGCGGGGACCCAGCAGCGAUGGCGACGUUCUCGUCACUUUCGAUCCACGAGCGAAAACACACGCUCACGGACGUGACCACGCUGCAGCAGGAGCCAGUUGAGAUGCACGUCGCAUCACCGCAUAUCCGGGUCGAAUGCCCAACAACCGCUACGGAAUCUCCAGACUCGCCCGUGUCGGCAACUUCGUUAUCGUCGGCAGCGUCGACCACGAAGCCGCAUCGGAGAGCUGCGCCUGCGCCACCGUCGAAGCGGCGGAAGCCUCCAGCUGUGCCUGUGGGCCGGAAGCGCGAGAGCGGGACGAUCACUGCUCUUGCCGCUGCAUCUUCUCAGCCUUCCUUGACUUCUUUGUUGCCGCAUAGACACUUACCUCAGCUAGUCAUCUUUUCUCGUGCAUUCCUCUCUUCUAUUCCCCAGCGCGAUCAAAUAAGAUUGAAGCACACUGAGCUCUUCGCCUUGGAUAACCCGAUUUUCCGUCCUGGCUAUGCAGAGACCUCAAAAUGUCAUGCCAACAAGUGGCCAGUGACACUUCUCAUACCAGUUGCCGACGCCCCCGCUUCUCUCGGCUGUGCAGAUUGA